AUGUCUCUCAUUUCCCUGGCCAGCAUCUUGCGUCGUUGGCGGUGGAUAUGGGUCCUCUUUCGACGCCAAUUCUGGCGACUCGCCUCUGUUGUUGGUCUGACGUCGAUCAGCACUCCGAGUUCGAAAAUAGACGGACUAGCUGGGAACAAGGGGAAAUAUCAACUAUGGGUCGCGCGUUCUGAGAUGCCCGUGACGAUGGCGGCAUCCGUGCAGGCUGAAAGAGGCAACACUCCUGACUUGGUUGGUUCGUCCUCCGGUUAUUCGACGGUACACUGUGCUCCGUCCCGUUCGGACUCGUCGCACAGCUCGGUCACUGUCAGCACUCCGUACCAAUUACAGAGACCGGACUCGUCGGUUGCGGUUAUCGCACCGAUUCUGCCAGAGCAGUUCGCGCGUUACCGACUACGGCAAACUAUUCCUCAAGAAAAAACUGAACUUGAGCAACAUCUUAGCAUUCAACCAGAAACGUUUGACCUAUCCAUUGAUCAUAUUGACCCAAUUGGCUGGACAGCUAUCCUUCAUCCUGAGGGUGCUCGUUAUUUUCAUCAUCAAGACCGGCGCAUAUUCACCGACGCAGACAUCGGGCGACCAGAGAACCUGAGAAAUAUCGAACGUGUUGUCGAACUUGUAGUCGAGGUCAUUCGCGACUCGGGAACUGAUCCCGGCCCAUACGCAGCGUUACUGGGCGAAGGGCCGAUACGAAACGACCGUUUAGUUGAUCUGGUUAUCGACAUUGACCCGUUUGAGAAGAAACCGGGCACUGGUUUUUAUUACUUCAUCGACCACUCGCAUCAAACCCCGUUCUGGAUUCAACCUUUUCAGGCUGAAGAGUUGGAGAUAUGGGACCAGAUCCGUGGGCCCAUCUCCAAGCCUCAUCUCCGGCAUGCUAUGGAGUCGCAGUAUUGGCAGCAUUGCAUCAUGUUCCCCAGUGGUUUCACCGUCUGCGAGGAAGGCAUACGGCAGCUGAAGGAUCUCCUGGCUUUUAGUUUAACAGACAUGACUGUCUCUUCAACUUCUACCAUUACUGCAUCUGUGGACGAGCUUAGGCAUUGGAUGGCUGUCGCUAAAAAUAUGCAAAUCGGUGGCUUGGGAUCUGCAACAUCAUAUGCCAAAAUCAUGGACUCUUUCGCACAAACUAAGUUCCUCAAUUUCUACGGCCUUCCUUGUGCACGAUUAAAUCAAGACCAGUCUGUCUAUGCAACACCCUCUCGUCCCUCUCGUCUGUUUGGACUGGCUUCUUUGCUACUAUUUUUUGCUCCGGGGCCAUAUCUCGAAGCUCUCGAGAAAGCUUACAUCGACGACCUAGUGAUUGCCCGCCUGUGGCAGCCAUUCAUCAACAAACUGAACAUCCAGUGGCAAGAUUUUAUUCUCAUUGACACAGUGAUUCUUGCAGCCAACGUCGCGUUUCUCUCUAUUGAUAGUGUCGAUUCUUUGACGCCAAGCGGCCAUCACACCAUGGUGCAAACGCUCAGCUACGUUUCGACCCUUGCGAGUGCGGGAUCUAUCAUGAUUGGGUUCCUUCUUGUUCGACAGAAUCGCACUAAGUUUCAUGACACAGCGGCAGCAAUUUCCGCAUCUGUUCAUCGACGAACAAGCAAACGAUUUGGACUUGAGCCAUUGGCGGUAAUAUUCGCACUUCCCUAUUCGCUUGCGAUAUGGUCAAUGCUUGCAUUUUUUGGCGCUGUUCUGGUGACUUGCACCGACACCAACGACGCGGCGAGGACGAUAACCAGUGUUAUUGCGGGCGUUGUUGGAAUCUUGGUGCUUUGUUUUUUGUGUUUCUUUCUUGGUAUCGAGCAGUCAAGUGCGCCAGACGAAGAAACUGGCGGCAGCUCUCUCAUGAACCUAUGGCGCGUUAUACAUCGCUUGCUCCCCGGCCAAGGCCACCAAGACGAAUAUGAGCUUCUUCCAGAGACAUCUUCUGCCCACCAUGACUCUCGACCACGAGGACGCAGGAGACCCUACUCGACAUACACACGCUGGUUCACGCUGAGGCGGUUGGCGAUUCUAAUUAUCGUCAUGCCUUUCCUUCUCGUCUUCGGAGUGCUAUUAAGCGGAGUCCCACCUACCUACUCCGACAUACGAGCGUUUGAGGCGGCCUUGCCUCAGCACAACGUUAGCAUUCUGUCUGGUGUAGAUCCACCAUUGUACCUUCGGUUUCCUGGGCAUUUGUGGGGUCAUGGGCUGAAUAACGUGCUGCAAGAAGCGAUUGUCAUGGGCUAUGUUGCUCAUCGCUCAAACCGGGUCUACGUAUUCGAAGACUACACCUGGUCCCACCUUCCCCUUCCCUACACCAUUUACGACUUCGCUUUACGCUCAACACGGAUACCUCUGAACGCAUUCAUCGUCGGUCCCUUGGCUGGUGGCGCUUUACCGCCUCCGAACGAACUCGCCGCCCCCAAACGCGCCGUUAGUGCAGCUUUCUACGAGCAAGUUUGCCCUCGCAGCGUUGUCCAUACUGUAUCAGCAAUGGGAGCGCCAACAGAAGCAGAAGGCAGUGCACUUGUUGAGUGGUGGGUGAAGCAACUGUCAGAUGUGCAGGGAGUCCGCUGUGUUGAGAUCGACUCAACGGAACAACCCGUCUUUGACCGCUUUCUGUUUGGCUCCCCACGGGUUCUAUCGCUGCUGCCAGGCUUAUAUGCGUCCCCAAUUCUUGGGGCAUUUGCGUGGUCGCCACUUGUCCACAGCGCGGUUGCCCGUAAUUUUGCUGUACUUCGACCUACCGACCCCGCCGCGCUCUACCCCCCACUUCGCUCACUCACCCUCUCCUCCACGCCAUCCGACUCAGACAUAAAGCACGUGUUGGCUGGACUCGUCGCUGUCCAUCUUCGUCGCGGAGAUUACAAACGACAUUGUCAUCGACUCGCGCAAUGGGGCUCUGGUUACAUGGGUGUCAACACCCAUCCCGCUCUCCCUGAUCGGUUUGUCAUUCCCUCACUCGCUGGUCCGGGUUCCAACGGGACGGCUACUUCAAAAGAAAUCGAGGCUCAUUAUCUUGAGCACUGUCUUCCCUCGCCUCAGCAGCUCGCCAAACGCCUCCAUGAAAUCCGAGCGGAACAUGCUGCAAGGCACCCUGAGCGGCCGCCAUUACAGCGCGUCUAUAUUUUGACCAACGCGUGGGGUUGGUUUGUCAACAGUGUGAGAUCAGAGUUGAUUACGGAUGGAUGGAGGGAGAUUUGGGCCAGCGGCGACAUUACCCUCGAUCCAGCACAGGCCGGAGUUGGUAUGGCGGUCGACAUGAGGAUAGCGGAGGGAGCAGAGGUAUUUCUCGGCAAUGGAUUCUCGAGUCUGACCAGCAACAUUGUGAUGCUUCGGUUAGCGAGGGGUUUGGAGGCUGCAAGUAGUCGUUUCCUCUGA
Molecule: messenger RNA, 3357 nt
Organism: Mycena indigotica
Lineage: Eukaryota; Fungi; Basidiomycota; Agaricomycetes; Agaricales; Mycenaceae
Exons: 14
Coding region: 1-3357 (1118 amino acids)
Source: RefSeq, a predicted model, not a curated record